Molecule: messenger RNA, 912 nt
Organism: Phaeodactylum tricornutum CCAP 1055/1
Lineage: Eukaryota; Bacillariophyta; Bacillariophyceae; Surirellales; Neidiaceae
Exons: 1
Coding region: 1-912 (303 amino acids)
Source: RefSeq, a predicted model, not a curated record
AUGGCCUCCUUUGACAAACUGAACUUGAGUAUUGUUGACGAGGCGUUUGGUCCGUCCGCGGACUUGUAUCAGGACGUACUGCACGUUCCUUCGAACGCAUCCGCUCGAAUGAUCCAGCGUGCCUAUUUCGAUCGACGCAAUGAGCUCUUUCGCAUUCUGUCAGAUCUGGAUCAAUACGGCGAAUCCAACGAACCAACAACGGAAGCCAAACUAUUGCGAGCAGAGCGGAAAAUGGAUGCGGUUGUUACGGCGGGUCGAAUUUUGGGUGACUCUGUGAAGCGAUCGCAAUACGAUGAUAUGCUCAUGGACAGACUCAACGAAGGAGCCUUUCAAAGUCGAAUAGUGAAGAGUCCACAACUCUCAGGGGAAUACCCGAGAUUCGACAGCGUCUCAACAAAAGAACUUACGGCACAAAUAUCGUGGCGGCAAGAUCCUUGGAGGCGAUUGCGAUCGCUGGAGCUCCAAACCAAUGUUGUAGCAUCGGUGCGCCACGAAGACACUACCGUGGGAAAACCACAAGCGCCGCGAGCCCGAACUCUGGUGCAACUGUCACAACCGCGACGCGUAGUCUCACCCGAAAAGGACCAUAGCACAGUGUCGGAAUACGCGUAUGACAGUGGUGAUGACGACCAAAAUGCGACCGUACAAUCCGAGUAUACGGAUGUAACUCUUAUGAGCACCAAUAGAAGAGACAAAGACUUGGUAUCAUGCAUCAAGAAUGAGGUGAUGGGAUGCUUUGACGAUCAUAUUUUCGAAGGAUUGCUUGUUCGGGACCUUAUCCGGCAGUGCAGAGGAGUUCCAAGUUCUGAAUGUUUUCAAGUUCUGAAUGUUUUCACCUUACAGGACGCCGAUAUCAUGGCAGUCACCAGGAGGAUUGACAAGGCCAAAACACAAAUGGACAUUGGGUUAUGA